Molecule: messenger RNA, 1031 nt
Organism: Centruroides sculpturatus (bark scorpion)
Lineage: Eukaryota; Metazoa; Arthropoda; Arachnida; Scorpiones; Buthidae
Exons: 3
Coding region: 147-809 (220 amino acids)
Source: RefSeq, a predicted model, not a curated record
UUAAUGAUAAUGACGUUUUUUAAUAUAAUUAUCUUUCACUGUGUGUUUUAUUUCACAAACCAUAUCCUGAAGAAAAUACGAAUUACUCGAUUUUCUUCCCAUCGUAAUUGUUAUCGAUAAAGUAAACAGUAAUUUGAAAUUAAAGAAUGAAGAUGUUUUCUAUAUUUGCAAUAAUAUCUCUGUUCCUUCUUUAUGAUGGAAAAUGCUCCGAUCUACAAAAACGAGACACAACUGAAUCUAAUAAAUAUAUUGAUGAUUUAAUCGAAAGUACUAAAGCAGAAUUCGGCUAUAAAAUUGAACCUUACCUUCCUGAAGACAUUUCUUAUGGAUUUGAACGAAAAGUGAUGUUCGUUACAUUUAAUGGAGAAUUACUAUUUAAAGACAUGUCAAUCAGCGGCAUAACAUCGGUAUAUCGAGAUGGAGAUUCAAAAAUGACCGUAGAUAAUGACGUUAAAAAAAUCACAUGUAAUUUAGGAAUGGGAGUGUUAGAAUUAGAUUCAAACGUAAAACUUUCGUUUAUGAAAAUGGGUUAUACUUUAAAACUACAAGGAGAAAUUGGCCAUGUUUCAGUUCACGUGGAAGCUAGUGAUGAACCCGGAAAAUCGCCGAAGAUUGAUAAAGUAGAAAUUUAUGAUAUGAAAGGAGUGGAAGCAAGAUUAAGCGGCUUGGGUCCUAUGAAUUAUAUGCUAAAUCAAUUAAUUGAAAUAUCUUUAAAAGUUUUUAAAGGUAAAGUUAAGGCAAAACUGGAAAACAAACUACAAGAAGUAUUUGAAGAUGCCAUUAAAAUUACCACAUUUCCUGGAUAUUAAUAUAAAUUCUAUUAAACGAAAAUAAACUCCUUGUUUAAUUUAAACUUAUUUUUUUUUUUAUUUAAUUAAUAGUUAAUGAUAUGAUUCAUAAUGAUUAUUAGAGUAAUUUUUAACCGUAAACUUUGAGCCCCGAAGAUCUGAAGGGCCGCACUGCUUGAAUACUUUUAAUACUUUAUAUUAGAUUGUAAAUUAUAUAGGCCUAUAUAUUAUCAUCAAAUGAAG